AUGGGGUCCGACUGUCAGACCUGCUGCAGUAAAGAGGUUUGGUCUGGUGCUCAGCUGCAGUACCACGUUAGUCCACAGGGGGCGCCAGAACCAACACAAACCCCUCGUCCCCACGUGACGCGACCCCCGCGGUGCGUUCACGGACCGGACACGCUGGAGGACUUCCCGCGGUGCGUUCACGGACCGGACACGCUGGAGGACUUCCCGGAACUCCUGUUGAUUUACAGCCGCGACGGAGCCGGUGACGCGGCGCCGUCCGACGGUGCUCCCGGUGCGGCGGAGCUAACCGGAGAGCGGCGUCCUUCAUCUCCACCGGCUGUCAGUCAAUCCAGUGAUGCUUCAGAGCCCAUGUGCUACGACUGGGGGGAGUCCAGUGAAGGGGGGGUCUCGGCUGGAGGGGAGGCCGGCUGGCUCUACUGUCCUCUCUUCUCGCACCCCUCCGUCUAUAACUACACCUCCACCCAGAGCGCCAGACACAACCUCUUCUGGUACCGCCUCCCCGAGGGUCACGACCUGGAGCAGCCCAUCUCCUACAGCUGGCGGAUCAGCAAAGACAAAGAGUCGCUGUGGCUGCAGCCGGCCCUCGCCAACGACACGGGGCAGUACAUCUGUAUGCUGAGCAACAAGUCGUCCUGCAGUAAGAUCGCCUUGCGUCUGAAGGUGAUGCGCCCUGACGAGGUCGUCCGCGGCAACAACUGCAACCUCCCGGUUGCCAAGGUGGCCAGUCAGGCGAUCAUCCCCUUUCAGAUGGGGGGCGUCCUGCACUGUCCAGACCUGCAGGAGGCACGCAAGAUGGCCGACGGAGAGACGAGAGUCACCUGGUCCCAUAAGUGUGAGCAGUUCCCGUUCUUGAUUAACGACCGUGAGCAGAAAGGAUCCAGCAUUCAGAUCCACGUCAUGUUGGAACAUUUUCAGGGUUUAUACAUCUGUACGGUCCACUACGAGAGGACGGGCCGAGCACUCAACUUCACCAGGGGCGUCAACGUCAGCGGCGUCCACACGGAGGUCCGUCUGAGGUGCAAAGCUCUGUUCCCCUACCUGGACUCCCCCUGGCAGAUGUGGUGGACGGUUGAUGGGAAGACGCUGGACAAACUCAGCGACCAGCAUCGCUUCUCCAAAAACAACAGAAUGGUGACUUACUACUACGGGGACCGGACCGAGGAGAGCGAGCUGGUGAUCCAGGACUUCCAGUCUGAAGACCUGGACCGGGAGUACAACUGCUCCGUGAGGAACAGUGUGGGCUUUGAGACCAGCAGAGCUCAGCUGAAGGAGGAGGUGUUGCUGCCGUCGGUGGAGCUGGGUUGUGGUCUCGGGGUGACUCUGGUCCUCAUGCUGCUCCUCUUCGUGGUCUAUCACGUCUUCUGGUUGGAGCUGCUGCUGCUCUACCGCUCCUGGUUCGGCACCGACGAGCGCCACACAGAUGAUAAGGAGUACGACGUGUACAUCUCGUAUGCGAGGAACAGCGAGGAGGAGCAGUUCGUUCUGUCGACGCUGCGCAGCGUUCUGGAGAACGAGCUCGGAUACUCCGUCUGUAUCUUUGACCGGGACAGUCUGCCGGGUGGUACCAUCACAGAUGAGACUCUGAGCUUCGUGGCUCGUAGUCGGCGCCUCCUGGUGGUGGUGAGCCCCGGCUACGCCUCCCAGGGCUCCCAGGCCCUGCUGGAGCUGCAGGCCGGCCUCGACGGCAUGGCGCUGGGCGGACACCUGCGGGUGAUCCUGGUCCAGUACAAGCCGGUCCGGCGGAAGGGCUGGGUCAGGGAGCUGAGGAGGGCCCGCGUGGCCCUGGCGCUGGUCCGAUGGCAGGGGGACAAGUCCAAGGAGCUGACGUCCCGGUUCUGGAAGAGGCUUCGGGUGGAGUUACCCGUGAGGAGGCUCAGCAGCAGGGAGGAGGAGAAGGAGGUGGGCCUGAUGAGGAUGCUCAGCCAGAACAGCACCAACUCCCAAACGGGCCUCAUCAGCAACACAACCAAAGACCCACAGAGGGUGUUCACCUCUGCAGCGUAGCCAUGCCGACCAUCUGUCCGUCAUCACUGUUUGUCUCCAUAAAGAGGAAAUGCCUUCACGGUGACUGAGACCUUAUAGAGUCGGUUCAGGUUCUGUUUCUAACCAGAGCCAGUAGGACCAGAACCAACACAGCGCCUUAAUCAUUAUCAGCUUUUAUUGUACUCAUCAACAGUAAAGAAUUAAUUACAUUUUAGUUUUUCAUAAACUCAUCUUCAGUAUUAGUGAACUUAUCGUUAUCGUCAUCAUAACCAUGAAUCACUUCAUCUGCACACUAUCCAUUGAUUACCGCAGUGUAUUUUAUAUAUAACUAUAGUGUCUGUCAUUACAGAGCAUUGUGUUCUUCAGUUUAAUCCAAAUCUGGGCAAAAGAAACCCACCACAGCAGCUGAUUGGCUGAAAAUAUAAACAUCUUUUCAUGCAAAGACACAUCAAUGAGGUGAAAUCUAAAUAACUGAAGUAAGACAAACAUCUUACGACACCUCCUCUGGACAUCCUAACAGUAGCAUGUUAGCAUAAAUGAUCAGUAUUUGUUUUAUUUUUAAGAAACAACAGCUUAGACUUAAAGGAUUUUUGUCAUCUGUUUUGUGAUUAUUAUCAGCUACAACAGAAAUGUUGCUACACUUUUUUCUACCAAGUUUCAUAAAAAUCCAUCCAGUAGAUUUUCUUUAAUCCUGCUGACAAACAGACAAACAGAACUGAAAUCAUGAUCUGAAGGAUGGAGGUAAACGUGUUUGAAAACAGGACAUUUCAGAAGAACAGUCAAAGGGUUCAUCCUCAGAGGAUGAUGAGUAUGAAAACAUAAUAUCAUUUCAAGUGUUUAGCGUCUCUAAAGGGAAGUCUGGUUCUUUCUCACUCACUUAAAUACAGUCCGACUUUUCUCUAGUGGCUCUUAUAUAAACUGCAUUUUAUUACACUUCAACACUCAGCUGAGUCGGUUCCUUUACUUUUGUUAUAAUGUUUUACUUCAGGAUAUUCUGGGGCCUUCAUUUUAAAAACAAGCAAACACACACAUAAAGUCUGGUGUCAUCUGCAUAGAGGGAGAUUUACAAUAAUAUGCAGAAUCCCUUCAAAGCACCGCAGCUAUGAAAUGUUACAGGAGGGAUCCAUGUGGUGCAAUGUUUCAAAUAUUACUCUGAGUAAAAUGUACUAAUCUUUACUUUAAAAUGUUGCUCUGCACUUUCUGUAUACUUGUUUUAUUCUUUGUCACUGAUCCAAUUUUAUGUACAAAAAAUCUAAUUAUAUUUUUCUUUAAAAAAAGUGAACUUUGCUAUUCAUCUUUAAACAUUUUUGAAAAAGAACGCUAUGUUAUUGGGAGAAUGCAUCUGCACUUUGUCAUGCUCUAAAUACAGGUAGUUUAGCAGUUUUUCAUCUAUUUUAAUAAAAUA
Messenger RNA from Anoplopoma fimbria (sablefish), 3388 nucleotides. RefSeq names its product interleukin-1 receptor accessory protein-like. Lineage: Eukaryota; Metazoa; Chordata; Actinopteri; Perciformes; Anoplopomatidae. Gene Ontology annotation, biological process: signal transduction. The record is from RefSeq and is a predicted model, not a curated record.